Messenger RNA from Trichoplusia ni (cabbage looper), 8703 nucleotides. RefSeq lists its product as uncharacterized. Lineage: Eukaryota; Metazoa; Arthropoda; Insecta; Lepidoptera; Noctuidae. Gene Ontology annotation, biological process: actin cytoskeleton organization. The record is from RefSeq and is a predicted model, not a curated record. Gene Ontology annotation, cellular component: microtubule organizing center; filamentous actin. Gene Ontology annotation, molecular function: protein binding.
AGGGAGGAGUAGGAGGUGCGCGCGCGCAUCCCGCGGCCGGCGGCGGGCGCGGGUCACUUCGCGCAGUGAUCGCUCGGACGCCGACCGCGCCGCACGCCACGUCGACCCAUGCUCGCACGCUCGAAGCCGCUCCACGCGAAAAAACACAAUAAAACCAAUCGACCCCGAGUGACCCCAAAAGUGCAUACCGAGCGGCCGACACGAACGAAACGACUUCGCGAAUAUACUGAAUUAAAACAACUAACACUAACGCUUCGCAAUAACACGUGAGCUUUAAUAACUGUUAAUAUAAGUUAUAAUUAACAUAAAGGUGGAAAUUGAACUGUGCACUGGAAGAUACUCUAGUUUUGAGCGAUUGUUUCAAAUUUAAAUGAUAACGGGCGAGCUGUCCUAGCGGCCGGCGGCUGUGUUACAGAAUGUCUGAAGGCGACGUGUCGUUGAUCCGCGACGAGGAUUUACUGCGCCGCAUGUGGCAGCAGACGGAAGAUUUCUCCCGUAAGAAAGAGAUCCGCGCGCACAUGUACCGGCUGCGGGAGGAGCGCCUGCGCAACCUCUACUCACCCGAACCCACCAGGGAUGGGAAAGGUAGUGAGUUCAGUGCUGCGCAAGGCCACGUCAAGUCCUUCGCGGACCAGAGCUUCCAGUCCAUGAAGAGCAAGGAGGUCCGCGACGCUGGCUCCGGGUUACAAACAAACUUCUGGUUCCGUAAUUACUAAAAAUGAUGCUGUAUCCACGAGGGAUACCCAAGAGACAAUUGUUUCAGAGACGACUAAGACAAAAUUUUCGUCUUCGCGCUCACCAACACGAAAGACUUCCAAACCUGCAGAUGACUCUCCAUCAACAACGAUUGGGGCAGAUCAAAGCCCUGAACACAAGCCUUCAAAUUCACGAGAGCCACUUUCUCCAUCUCCAUCCAAAAUUACGCUUGGAAAAGAUACUGAUAAUACUUCACCACCCGUUAAGUUACCUGGUUACAUGAAAACUACUUCAGCGGUGUCUUCAAAGACUGAAGAGGUCAAUAUUGAAGAAGUCUCUAAGAUUACAAGAUCUCAUCAAACUCCACGGCUUUCGGAAUCGCCAACACGCCAACCUCCUAUUCUAGCCAACAAGCCAGAACCUAUUUUUAAGGCUCCUGCAACAAAAUCCCGAGAUGAACCUUCAGAGAUUAGUCCCAAUGAACAACCUGAAAAUAAGUAUCCUAGGGAAGAGUCACCUUCUCGACGACUACCAAGUGCUGAGAAAAUGCCGGGUUACAUGAAAACUACGACAUCUCAAGUUUAUAAACAAGACGUAAGUUCUAAAACGGAAGAUAUCUCAAACAUACAUAUUUCCAAGAUUGUAGAUCAAAAGCAUUCAUUACCUCGUCCUAAUGAGAUAAGUCCAAACAAGCCUUUAACUCCGGGUGAUGGGUCUGAUUCCGAUUUUACUCGCGUUUCAUCUCCAACAAAACCCAGCCCAUCCAGACAAAGUGUUAGUCCGGAUCGCAAACCAUCACCUAAGCCUUCUGAAUCUACUAAGAAACCAGAAUCUGAAAAGCCGAGAAAAACUACUCCUAAUAGACAGACCACAUUGGAUACUCCUGAAUAUUUGAGAACUGUUACUACUCAACAUGAUAUCGAAGUGUGUGAUGACCGAAUUUCUUCUACUAAAACUGUACAAAGUAAAUAUUCAUCUUCGCGAGUUUCAAAUUCACCUUCUCGCGACACCCAGAUUGAUACUCCGAAAAAACCUCACUUAGACAGAAGCCCUAACCGCACAACAAAGAACGUCGAAACAUCUCCAAGAAGCAGUCCUGACCGACAAGUGCUUGAUAGAGGAACGUCUCCAACAAGGAAAAUCUCGGAUCAUAAAAUAAAUACUUCAGUAAGCGUCAAUACAUCGGAAGAUGUUCAGAGCACAACGACGAUCAAAACUAUUGAUAAACGCCAGUCUAUUUCGCGGCAAACAGAUAGCUCGCCGACAAGAAAUACUCCUAAACCGUCAAAUAACUUUGAUUCUGCUCUAGGACGCCCUAAAACAUCUCCUGUUACAUCUCAAACAGAUAAAAACCUUACACCAAAAGAAACUUCAAAUAGGCGAAGCUCUAGUCCAGAAAAACAACCUAAUUAUAUGAGACCAACUGCAUCAGUAACCACUAAAUUUGAUAGUGCUACUACAACAAUCAACAAGGACACAGAAGUUACUAAUGUAGAAUAUAGAUCACCUGUCUCCCCAUCUCGUCCGCUAACCAACGAAGCAACAAAAGUGAAACCUGGAUACCCGCAAGAACCAGAACAACGUCGGAAGCUCAGAUCUCCUUCUCCAAUCAAGAAAACUGCUACAAAAGUUACUGAAAUCAGCACAGAUUUUCUAAUGUCAGAAAGAGAACAAGAGAUUUUGGAUAGAGUGCAAAAAUCACUUAGGAAGCUGUCUCCAGAACGCAAUGAAAGAUCACCAAGUCGUGAAAGAUCACCUGCCAAAACCACAACUAGUCUGCAAGACAUUGACAUUACAACUAGUGUACAGAAUAGUGAAAGUAUUACUGAAGAUUUCAAAGAAAUUACGGAAACUACCAAAGUAGACAAUUCCCAUAUUGUUAAACCUAAAUAUGAAAAACCCAAUGAUCAGAAAUCACCAACAAAACCGCCUUCUAGAAAUGUUUCGCCAAUAAAAAAGCCGUCCGGAAUUGCUACUCCUACUAAAGCAGACAAAAGUCCAGACAGUCCUUCAAAAACUAGAAGUAUUUCCCCAAAAAAAAUAGUUUCACCGACUGAGAGACCCCAAUCUCCUCAAGUUACACGGCCGAGUGGUAUUAAACCUAAAGAACAAAUUCCGUCUCAUUUGACUCGCAAACCGACACCAGCAACGCUCAACGUGACGAAACUUGAUCGAACAGUAACCGAUGUAAAGAAAAAUACUACGACAUCGGUUACGAAGCAGAACAGUUUUACAAAAUCUACAACAGCAAAAUCCACGAAGACUAUCCCUUCGCCAACAGGAAGACAAUAUGAGCCAGAAACAAAGCGAGCACCAACACCCAAAGGAGUACGAGAAAGCAGUCUUCCAAGGAAGGAUGCUGAUAGCAGAGUAACACGUACGACUAGCGAUAUCACUAUAAAAUCCAAAAAGUCUUCACCUCAAAGAAUGAAAUCAAAACCAGAGAUUCAAGUAAGUGAUAUGUCAUCCAUUAAAACAACAAAAAUUAGUAAAUCAACUCUAAAAGAACCUCAUUCUAAAUUACCAAGUAAGCCCAAGUCUGCUACGACAUUGAAUACUUCCACCGAUGAAGAUGAUAUCAUCAUUGACGUCCAGCAAUCUAAGUCAUCGAGGGAAAAUUCGCCGGAUCGUAUUUGUCCAACGCCGGUCAAUAUCGGCGAAGAUAUCGGCACUCCCCGCUACCCUGAUGAGGUGAGUGAACCAGACGAUGAAUUCCGAAGACGAACACACUUAACAAUUCAUGAAACUGAAUCGUUAGUGGAUGAUAUUGUAGAAAUCUGUGAGGAUGAUGAACUUUUUGUAAGGAAAACUGACGUCGAUAUUGUCACAGAAGACGAUGAAAGUCUUCUCAGUGUUACUGAUAAAGUGUCUAGAUUUACAAAGGGUGUCGAUUCUGUGAUUAAACCUAAAGACACUACUUCAGCGUUCAAAGACACGGAAAGACGAGUUCAUUCUGAUUUCAUUGAUGAAAAAUUAAAAUCCGACGAGUGUCUACUGUCAGUGUCUGAAAAGGUCAACAAGUUUGCUAGAGGACCAAGUGAUAUGAGAGAUAGCAAGAGUCCUGCGCGUAGAGUUGUUGACGAGUAUGAUAAAAAUACUGUUUAUCAAGAUGACUACACGAAACUCAGCGUUCACGAUAAGGCUCACUUGUUUGUAGAGACUGCGGAAAAUGUAAAGGCACCAAAAGUAAAACCAACGCCGCAGAAGGUUGAACGUCCAGACUUGAGUAACGUUGAUGACUCAUUGAAGAGUGACGAUUGUUUGCUAAGCGUGUCUGAUAAAGUCCACAAGUUUGUUAAAACAGCUGAACAAUUUUUAACAGAAACCCAAGAGGUUGAGGAAAAAGAAAAGAAAAUUAAAGAGCAACAUGAGAAGAUUAUGAGACAAAUAGUUGAUGACGAUGAGGAGGAUGUUUAUGAGACUACUAAAGAUGACGUAUUGAUUAAAAACAGAAAAACCCCAGAGCGUCGUGAUGACAAACCAGUUUUUACUAAGGAGACUUCAUCAUCUCUUUCGAAGGUUAAAGAAUACGGUACCCCCUACACCAAGACCACAGAAAGGACUCCAUCUGUCAAAAUUACUACUCUCCGUAGCAGUGAAGCCGUAAAGAAAGCAAAAGCUCUUUUCGAAAACAUUGCCACGACACAAAAAACUAAAGAGACAACGCACUCUAAGACUACAAAAUUAACGGACAUCGGUGUUAUUAAGAAAUCACCUAAAACAGAUUCGACUACAGUUUUACAUCCCUCCGUUGGAGAGUGCUCUCCCAAUAUAACUGAAGUUGAUAGUGAAGUGGAUGCCGGUCAUCACACCACGAAAGAUCGUCCUCAUAGUGGAACUCUGAUACGUCCACAAUACUCGGACGAAAAACCACGCAGCAGUCCUUCUCGGUUAGCUGUCCAAUCACCUGAAGUGCCAAGGUCAAAAUCUCCAAUGCGUCACUCUACGGAGACUUCCACAACCACCACUAGAACUGUGGUAUCGAGACAGCCAGCCACUCAGAGAGCUGAGUCACCCAGGCAACGAGUAGAUGGUGAUAAGGCUGAUAAAGUACCCGGAUAUCUCCGCCCCACUAAAACCAGUCAAAACAAGGAAGAAACUAAAAUGGUAGAGGAAACAGAAGUGAGCAGCCGACGAGGAAGUGGCAAGUUUGGAGUGGAACUGAGACGGACUAGUGUCGAAAGAUCGACUUCUAGCAGCGAGCGCCGGCGCAGCGUCGAACAUCCCUGCAUUGAAGACAUCUUCGACCUGGACCUCCUGGAACAAAUGUUGGAAAAGGUCGUUGGGUACGAGCAGAGACGACGCAUCAGAGCUCAAAUACGUAUAGCUAGGAAAAAACUUGAAACUGAUAACAUGGAAUCCAAUACUUAUACAAGAACCACGAAACAAACUGUGAUUACCCAAAAAUAUCAAUCGCCGGAGCGCCCUCAGACAAGUUCCCCCGAUCGGGCAGUAAAACAAACAACACUUCACAAAGCUUCAUCUCCUGACCGCCACGCUAAAACUCCUCAAAGAAGUAUUCCGGAACGCAUAAGUCACAGGGAUAACGCUCAGCCUGUGCUAAACGGGCAUGCCAAGGAUUCAGUUAAGACGGUAAAUGAUAAGCGCCAGAGACCGCAUAGUCCUGAAAAAUCUGCUUCAAAACCAGUUCACAAAAAUAAAAGUCCUGUUCGUCAGGCUAGCCCCGACAAGAGGACUAGAACUCAAUCGCCAAGCAAAACUGCGGUUCCAAAAACUAAACAAAACCGUUUUAAUGAGUAUGCUUCUGCAUACAUGAAAAAAGUUGGUUUGAGUGAAGCAGACAAAAUCAAAUUUGCCGAAGCCAGAACAAAGAAAGCCGCAGAAGAGAAACAAAGGACAAUAAAACAGGUAGAAGAACACAAAAUUGUUGAGGAAUAUUCUACAGCUAAGAGUUAUACUGAAAGAUCAACAUCAAAAGAUGUCAUUGACGUUGUUCAAACUAACGGCUCAAAUAAGAGGUCUCCUUCACCACAAAAGAGAUUAAGUCCUGAACGAAAGGCAAAAAGCCCCGAUCGAAAGGCUCAAAGCCCAGAGCGAGUUUAUGAGCGUACUCCUAGUCCGGCGCAGAAGCAUCCGAGACACGAGUCUACUAAAAAAGAAACCAUUAUCAAAACUGUGUAUGACAUCGAGAAGAAGAUUCCUCAGAAGCCUGCUCAAGAAGAGAAGCCUUCAUGGAUCACAAACAGGAACCUCAAGAAGAUAAGUUCAGAAACCAGAACGUUCAGCAGUAAGAAGAUUGAGGAGAAGCCCAAGUACCGCGCCCCCAGCCCGUCGAAGGUGAUCACGAAGCCCAUCGAUGUGAUCACGUCGAGCUACGGGCCCGGCCCGCUGGAUGCCGACGGCAAGCCUCUAUUCGGCAUCAGGGCCCUGAGAAACGGUGCCUCCAACUACCAAGUGAAGGGCACAGUGAUCCGCUCGGAGUACCACUCGCGUAACGGCGGCGAGCCCGAGGGCUCGGUGUCGGUGACGGCGUACUCCACGGAGCCGGAGGACCUGGAGCGGCUGCUGCAGGGCCAGGGCGAGCCUCCCUCGCGCAUCCACGGCCUCGCCGCCAUCACCACCACCAAGAAGUUCGGCGGCGACACCGGAACCACACUCAAAGAAGUUCAUGGGCGAGAGGACCGCGCUGCCAUCGACCAGUUCACUCACAGCGACCGCCGCGUCUCCGACGCUAAGGUGGAGGAAAUCUGCGAGACCUUCGACAGGAGAGAGGAGUUAGUAGGAGAGACCAGGAGGGUUGACAGGAGAGAGGAGGCAAUAGGCGAGACCAGACGCAUCGAUAGCAGACGGGAAGAGACCCUGGACUCUCGAGACCGCAGGGACGGAACGGAGAGGACCAUGCACAGGCGAGUGGAGAAGGUAGAAAAGAAGGGAGACAGGACGCUGGAGAGGAAGGAGAGGGUGGAGAGGACGGACGACAAGAAAACCGUCAGACAGAGCUCCGUCAAGUCACUCACCGAGAAAUAUAUCAAGAGCGCAAAUGAGAGCUCGAAGUCGGAGCGCGCGGCGUACCCCAAGGCGGGGCUGAUCCUGCGCACCGCCACCAUGAAGGACAGCGUCUCCAGCGACUCCUCCGCGCACGCCGGUCUGGCCCGCACGGACAGCGAGCACAGCCUGGCCUCCGUGGAAGACACGGUGGUGACGACGGAGCGCGUGGACGGCGGCGUGAGGACCGUCACCACCACGCGCUCCCAUCACCACACCGGCGGCACGCACCACCAGACCCGUGGGGAGAAGUCCUUCCUCGACAGCAGCACCAAGGUCACCGGCGUUCAGGACAUCCUCACCAGGAUGAAGAACGCUGACAUCGUGAUCCAGGAGGGCGACACCAGCGAGGACACGGAGGCGCGCGCGCUGCUCAACAAGUUCCUGGGUGCCACCGUGCUCAUGGCUGGUAUGCAGGGCUACGUGCAGGAGAAGCCCUCCGGCAAGCUCGUCGUCAAGCAGGAGACAGUCCGCACGAGCAGCAGCAGCGGCGGCAAGGUCACCAGCUCGCAGACGAGGAGCAUCGAGGAGUUCGACGUCGACCAGUGCUGGGACGAGCGCCUGCUGAGGAAACUCUUGGACGAGUGCAACGACUACGAGCAACGUCGACGACUGCGCGCGCGCAUCCGAUCACUGAUGGCUGAACAGGAAGCAUGCGCGAGUGCGGUGACGGAGGCGCUGGCGGCGGCGGGCGAGGCGGACGGCGCGGAGGGCGACGCGCGCGAGGAAGAGGAAGUAACUGUGACUUCGAGCGUUAGGAGGAACUCGUCAGAAAAAACUGUUAGCAGUAGCACCACCACCACUAAAACUUCAAAAGUGAUAGAGAGUAUGACGAGGCCGGCGCCCAAGCCCGUGUCGCCGUUCGCCAAGUUCCGGCAGCUCGAGAAACAAAACUCAACCAACAGUCCCAACUCGCCCAAGACCCCGCAGAGCCCGGGCUCUCCGGCGCAGCCUUACUUCAAGUUCACGGACCCCGCGCUGCAAGCCAGCGCCGUCACUAUUAAAGAACGAUUGCUGCAGUGGUGUCGCGACAAGACCCGGGACUACGAGAAUGUGAAGCUGGAGAACUUCUCGACGAGCUGGGCGGACGGGCUGGCGUUCUGCGCGCUGCUGCACCACUUCCUGCCCGAAGCCUUCGACUACUCCGCGCUGUCGCCCGAUAAGCGCCGACACAACUUCACGCUCGCCUUCAAAAUUGCCGAUGAGAAGGCGGGCAUCUACCCCCUACUGGACGUGGACGACAUGGUGACGAUGCGCAAGCCGGACUGGAAGUGCGUGUUCACGUACGUGCAGUCCAUCUACCGCCGGUUCAAGGACCAGGACUGACGGUCACCACGUCGCCCCGCAACGGAACGCUAGCACCACGGACGGUCGCCACUAACUAUGUAGCCUCGAAGGAUAAUUGAUUAGACUAGUCUAAGAAGGCGAUUAUUUUGAGAGGGCUCCAGUGGUAGUCGUCAGAUUGUCCAUAUCCAAAUUGCCGGUCCGCCCUGUUCCGGUGCCGUGCGUGGUGUGCCCCGGGGGAGGCCCAGCGCCGAGUAGCUGAACGCUGUAGUCACAAAUAGUACGUUACGAAGUGUGUUAGAAAUCCAAAGAGCGUAUGUUGUUGAUUUGUUCGUUUGUUAUAAAUGUUUAUAUGUCAGUGUCCGCCCAACUCGUAUCUCCAAGCGCUGUCUCGAUACAGUCCUCCUAUUUAUUAUAAUCUCAAGAUGUGAUUUUUUCUACAUUAGCUUGUAAGUAUACUAACACACAUUAAUGAUAUCGAGCGACCCGUGUGCGCCGGGCGCCGCGGCGGUCGCUCGCACUAGCUCCGCACAGGGGAGUCGCACCGCCCGCGCCGGCGCUCGCUGCUACACGAAUACAUUUAACAUAUUCUUAUAUCAAUUUGACAUUAUUAAUAACAGCGGCUUGAUGUAUCGCCUACUGAUUUAUGAAAUUUGAUAUUAUUAUGAUUAUUAUGUUAAUUUAUAUUGAUAAUGAAAUAAAUAUUGAUUAACAAAA